AUGUUGAAAGAUUCAGUGGUGCCUAAAAUGUGUGAACUCUGUGGCAGGGAAAUAUUUACUUCAAUUACGAAUGUUCACGUGAUGUUAUUCAUGUUUGUAGCACAUCUAGCACAAUAUUUUUACAUUAUUCUUGUUUUCGUUUCAAGUAUUUAUGCUGAAGCUGUUUUGGUUAGCAAUAUUGAAAUGCCAACAUAUUACACGUUCAUAUUUGUUUUAGACCAUUAA
Clunio marinus is the source of this 225-nucleotide messenger RNA. The record is from the annotation of a GenBank genome assembly. NCBI's taxonomy places the organism in Eukaryota, Metazoa, Arthropoda, Insecta, Diptera, Chironomidae.